UACUAUUUUUUCUGAUGCUUUUUUAUUAGUAAUAGUAAUAGUAUAAUAUUGAAACGACUAGCCUUCAGAUGACAUCAUUAAAUUGAAAGUUUUCAAUGCUGACUGCCCUGUCAAACACUCAAAAUGGAUUACCAGCAUAUUCGAACAAUACUGAGGUUGGAGAGCAACCACCACCAUCAUACAAUGAAGUUAUGGGAAUGGCUCAUGUUGCUAGUGGUCCUAGUGCUCCAUUCACAGACGAAUUUUCUUUGAGUAUAUUUAAUUCAUCUAAAAGAGUCCGAUUUGAAUAUAAUUCUUCGGAUGAUGCUGGCUAUUCAUUUUUCAUUCGUGACGAAAAUGGAUCUCUACAAGCGAAAGGAUAUGGUUUCAAUUUUGAUAUAUCAGUGCAAAACAUGAACGGAACUCCAUUGAUGAGUAUUAACAAAAUAGAAACGGUGGAAUUGAAUGGACACACAUUUCACAAAUUCGACAUAUUCUAUAAAAGUGUGGCGAUUGGAAUUGUAAACGUAGGAGUUACAGCACCUGUCGAAACAAGCCUACAAAUCAUUAAUAGCUGUGUCAACAAUGAUAUUACUGUCAGGUCUUUCCAAAUAGGACAAUUUGCUAUAUUUAGAGUCAAUUCAGAAACUCAAUUAUGCAACAUACAAAUUCCCGUUGGUGAAGAUAUUGAUGAAAACGACUUCUCGGGAACAGUUAUAUUUCACACAGAAUCUGCAAUAACUACCGAAGAACAAUUGUUAUGUACUGCUGCAGCAAUUGCAUUUAAAGUUAUAAAGAAACAAAGUAAAGAAGAGGAUGGUAAUCACAUUACGGCCUAUUUUAUCGGAUUUUUCAUUAUUGUAAUAUUUAUUAUUAUUCUUGUAAAAAAAUCGCAGUAACAGUGUCAGUGAUUAGGUAACAAAUAAAGAAACUAUUUA
Molecule: messenger RNA, 917 nt
Organism: Bradysia coprophila
Lineage: Eukaryota; Metazoa; Arthropoda; Insecta; Diptera; Sciaridae
Product: Gustatory receptor 66a
Biological process (GO): chemosensory behavior; sensory perception of taste; male courtship behavior
Cellular component (GO): membrane; dendrite; axon
Source: RefSeq, a predicted model, not a curated record